GUGCGUUUGGAGAAGUGCUGGUUCUGCUCCAGCACCUGCUAUCCGGGCCAUGGCAUCACAUUUGUGCGGAAUGACGCGACGAUCUUCCGCUUCUGCCGGUCCAAGUGCCACAAGAACUUCAAGAUGAAGCGCAACCCGCGCAAGGUCAAGUGGACCAAGGCCUACCGCAAGCUGGCGGGCAAGGAGCUGGCAGAGGACGCCACCUUUGAGAUGGAGCGGCGCCGCAACCGGCCCGAGAAGUACGAUCGCGAGCUGGUGCACAAGACAGUCAAGGCGAUACAGAAGGUGGAGGAGGUGCGCGGGGCGCGGCAGGACCGCUUCUACGAGCGGCGCAUGGCCAAGUCCAAGGGCCAGCAGAAGGCGGCGGACCGGCGCCAGCUGGAGCAGGAGAUCCACCUGGUCAAGGCGCCCGGCGCG
Chlorella variabilis is the source of this 417-nucleotide messenger RNA. RefSeq lists its product as hypothetical. NCBI's taxonomy places the organism in Eukaryota, Viridiplantae, Chlorophyta, Trebouxiophyceae, Chlorellales, Chlorellaceae. The record is from RefSeq and is a predicted model, not a curated record. The transcript has 4 exons. The annotation marks the transcript as partial. Gene Ontology annotation, biological process: ribosomal large subunit biogenesis. Gene Ontology annotation, cellular component: nucleolus.